This is a messenger RNA of Plutella xylostella (diamondback moth), 6993 nucleotides long. RefSeq lists its product as uncharacterized. The record is from RefSeq and is a predicted model, not a curated record. Lineage: Eukaryota; Metazoa; Arthropoda; Insecta; Lepidoptera; Plutellidae.
GCAGGAAGACGACGUAUAUGAAGAUGGAAUAACUAGUUUAGAAUUUUCAGAAUCUGAUAUGAAAUCUUAUUCCUCAAGUACAUUCAAUGAUGAUUUACCACCUGAUUAUGAAAUACUGACAGAAGGGAGUAAAAGUUCAUGGAAUGGUAAUUACAGAAUAUCUGGCGAAGGUAAUACAGAGAAGCCCAUUUUAAACAAUAAAAAGAAAAUGAAUAAAUUCAAGCCAUUUAGUUUGGGUCCACAAUUACACAAUGAAACAGUCCAAAUAGAAAAAAGGCAAGUUGAUGAUGAUGAUCAUGAUGAUGUUUCUUCAUUAGAGAAAAUUGAAGACGCUGAUGAUUCUGGUGAAAUUGAAUUUGUGGAGCCAAAAGAGGCAUUGCUCGAUAGUUUAGGCGUUCCCGAAAAUAAAUCUCCCGAUCAAGAGGUAUCUAUUCCAGAAGAACUCAGUAAUAAUGAAGAUAUAAACUUCGUCGAAAAGAGUGCUGAUAUUGAAAGAAAUAUAGCCGACAUUCAAGAGCAAAUACCACAAGAGAAUAAUGAAUUUAAAAUACUUUAUGGCAAUGCAGUGAUUGAGCCCACUCAGCCAACAUAUGGCUUUAUUCCCAAUGCAAUAGAAUUUAAUACAGCACAGUCAAUAAUAACCAGCACAGAAGAAAAAACUGAAACAGUUAGAGGGCUGAAAGUUACGGCUGCUACUACGAUUAAAGAAACAGUUAAUAUAAUAAAUGAUGCAGAAGAUGUUGGGAAUAUAAUGAAUCUAAAGAUAGCAGAAACUAGCACGCGUAGAAAUAAUUGGAGAAAGUUCAAUGAUUCAUCGUGGAAACCUAACCGUUAUUUGAAGAAGGCUCUACUACAUAAAUUAAAUCGGAAUAAGACAAGUACUUACAAGGAUGUAAAUGUAAAACCAAGUGCUUCACCAGCUCAUCCGAAAAAGGCUUUAUUUUAUGCAAAAGUCAACAAAUACACUCCAUCUGAUGAUGAUGAUGAUGAUGAUGACGAUGACGUCAAGAUACGAAUAACGAAACAAGACAAACAUAGACAUUUAGACGAACUGUAUGACGAAGAAGAUGCAACUACCAAAAAUGAAAUGCUAAACAUAUCAGGAGUGCCAAACAUAGUUCAAGACUCUACUAAGAAAGACAGCUACAUAAUGAAACUUAUAAGUAAUGUCGAUAGACAAAGAGCUGUAACUCGCACGACUGAAGCUGCCACUGUGGAGGAUAUUUCAGAGCAUCAUUCGGCUUUAGACAAGCUUAUUCAUCUGGAAAGAAAGUAUCAAGAAGCAAUAUCUUCAACCACUGUGAAACCUCCGGUAACUAAAUCUAGCGAAAGGAAAUCUAAAUAUUCUAAGAAAGGCGUAAUUUACAAACACUACGAAUAUACCACACCGGAGGCAAAUGAUAAUACGGAUUUGGAUACAGAGGUAGAAGUGAAGCCACUACAGCAUCUCAGGCCGAAGGAUAGUAAGGCUGGCUUCUUCAAAAGCUUUCCAAUGAAAUAUACAGUAUCAGACGACGAUGAACCUACCAUUAAUCCAAUGAAGAAGACAGAAGAUGCAUCAGAUUAUUUCGACUAUCAGCAAACUGUUAUAAUCUCGAAUAGAACAAUAACCUAUGACCAAGAUUAUAGUAAUGGUGAAACCACCACUCGAUACAUCAUCCCGAAUAGAACUAAAUCUGCUGACCAUGAUUUUAGCAAUGAAGAAACCACUACCCGAUAUACUAGAACAGUUAGUAAAAUUAUCCAAUAUUUCGACUAUCAGCAAACUGCAAUCAUCCCAAAUAGAACAGUAACUGCCGAAUAUAUUAAUGAUGAAACCACCCGAUACCUCAUCCCAAAGAGAACUAAAUCUUCUGAACACAAUUUUAACUAUGGUGAAACCACUACCCAGUAUAGUAGAACAGUUAGUAAAACUAUCCAAAAUUUAGACCUCGACGAAACAACACUACAACCCGUAGUAAAACCCACAAGAGUGAGGCUUAAACCUAGCAGACCGAUACACAAAUACGACACAACAACGCAAAUGAAAUGGAGAAGCGAUUUCACAAAGAAGAAACAAGAUGUUCUAGAAAACUCCACAACAUCUAAAGGGUAUAUUGAGAUAAUUUCACUGAAAAACCAUGAUUUUUUACAAUCAAAAUUGAAUUUAUCAUCUUAUGAAAGAGAAGAUCAGAUGAAAGAAGAAAUGUUUUCUACCGAUAGAGUGGAUAGAGCUAAACAGUUUUCGAUGCCGGAUAACUUUGCCAACUGGAAACCUGAGUCUGAUAUUGCGAAUGCCGCUGCCGUUCCGAAGAAUAAAUAUUUCGACUAUCAGCAAACUGUAAUCAUCCCGAAUAGAAGUAUAACUACCGACAAAGACUAUAGUAAUAAUGUCACCACCCGAUACAUCAUCCCGAAUAGAACUAAAUCUGAUUACCAUGAUUUUAAGCAUGAUGAAACCACUACCCAAUUUACUAGAACAUUUAGUAAAAUUAUACAAAAUAUAAACUACAACGAAACAACACUACAACCCAUAGUAAAGCCCACAAGAGUGAGGCAUAAGCCUAGCAGACCGAUACACAAAUACGACACAACAACGCAAAUGAAAUGGCGAAGAGAUUUUAUAACACAGAAACAAGAUGUUCUAGAAAACUCCACUACACCUAAACCUAAUAUUGAGAUAAUUAAACUGAAAAAACAUGAUUUUUUACAUUCAAAAUUGAAUUUAUCACCUUAUGAAAGAGAAGAUCAGAUGAACGAAGAAAUGUUGUCUACCGAUAGAGUGGUGGGAAGGAAAAGGACAGAGACAGUGAGUGUAGAUGCUAAACAGUUUUCGAUGCCGGAUAACUUUGCCAACUGGAAACCUGAGCCUAAGAUUGCGAAUGCCGUUCCGAAGAAUAAAUAUUUCGACUAUCAGCAAACUGUAAUCAUCCCGAAUAGAACUCUAACUACCGACCAAGACUAUAGUAAUGAUGAGACCACCACCCGAUACAUCAUCCCGAAUAGAACUAAAUCUGAUUACCAUGAUUUUAAGCAUGAUGAAACCACUACCCAAUUUAGUAGAACAUUUAGUAAAAUUAUUCAAAAUAUAAACCACAACGAAACAACACAACAUCCAACAGUUAAACCCACUAGAGUGAGGCAUAAACCUAGCAGACCGAUACAUAAAUACGACACAACCACGCAAAUGAAAUGGCGCAGCGAUUUCACAAAGAAGAAACAAGAUGUUCUAGAAAACUCCACAAUUGGGAACAUAAAUACGCUGAAAAACCAUGAUUUUUUACACUCAAAAUUGAAUUUACCUUCGUAUUUAAGAGAAGAUCAGAUGAUAGAAGAAAUGUUUUCUACCGAUAGAGUGGUGGGAAGGAAAAGGACGAAGACAGUGAGUGUAGAUGCUAAACGGUUUUCGAUGCCGGACAACUUUGCCAACUGGAAACCUGAGCUUAAGAUUGCGAAUUUCGUUACGAAGAAUAAAAACUACCAUUCUGUGUCUCCAGAAAACAGACGAAAACUAACAUCUCCUAUCGUUGUGCCAACUAGAACGCCAAUAGCUGAUAAUAUUGUAACUGUGGCAGACAGACAGACAACCACAAUUCAUCCAAAAACUAUAGAACCUGUCGUGGAAAUAACUGAAACACGAAACUUGAUUAUACCUACUAGAACCAGAACAAAAAAGAUAUUUAAAAAGAAGCACCACUACGCUUUACCGCGCAUAAAGAUAGUAACAAUAACUCCCAUAAAAAUACCAAACAGAACCAAGACCCUAGAAUAUUAUAUUAUUCCAAACGUAACUGCGACAAGCAGUAUGUAUCCUAAAACUGCAUUUUCAAAGGACAUAGCAAAAUCAAGCCAGACGAAUAUAAUGAUACCUACACGUAUUAGAACAAAAUCUGUAGCUAAAAAGUUCUCACAAUUCCUACCAUCGACAAUAAAAACUAGAAAAGAAACAGGAACUACUCAGCACUAUACAGUUCCAAAUAGAACCAAACCCAUGGAUGACCAACAUUUUAGUGAAGAUGAAAGCACUAGCCAACUUACUGGGACAUUUAGCAAAGUUAUUAAUAAGAAAUCACACCUCUUAACGUCAAGAAAACCAACUAAAGCAAGAACUACUCUUCAAUAUGCAAUAAUUCCAAAUAGAACCGAACCAAUAAUAGUUGACUAUAGUAAUGGGAGAACCACCAAAUAUACAAGAACAUUUAACUUCAGUAGAAUACCUAAAAAAUCGCACCUUCUAACGUCUGUAUCACGAACUAAAGUGAGGACUUCUCUUCAAUAUGCAAUGGUUCCAAAUAGACCCGAUCCAAUAAUUUAUGACCAAAAUUAUAAUAGCGAAAGAAGCGCCAUGGCAGAAUAUACUACUGGAAACUUAAGUGAAGUGACGAAAAAAUCACUCCACCAAACAUCAAGAUCGUCAAAUAAAGCGAAAUCUAAAAUUAGUCUUACACUUCUUCUUCCAACUAUAACUAGAACCGCUAAACAACAUUAUAGUAAUAACGGUGAACCUACACUACAUGCUACAAAAUUUAGUAGAAUUGCUAAGAAAUUACAUCGCCUAACUUCAAGAUUACCAACUAAAGGAAAAGUAUCAAGGAAAUCUAGUCUUCAAAAUAAAAUAUUUCCACCUAGAACGUUGACAAUACUUGGCCAACAUUAUAUUACACAGAAAAUCACCACCAGCACUAGGAAAACUAGUAAAAUGAGUAAAUACACUCAUGGGCCCUUUAUAUCAACAAAACAGACUAUCACAGGAACAAAACAGCAAUACGAGAAUUUGCCUGGCGUAACUAGGACCAAAGAAAUAUCUUCUACCGAUUAUAAAAGCAGAUACUUAUCUACUCGACUGUACGAUUUCGUUACUGAAGCCACUUUGCUUCCCAAAAGAAAACCGUAUAAAACUAGCCACGUCAUGCAAUACGAAACGAUUCAAACCAAAUCAACGAUGGAAGAACCACCCACUUAUAUCACUUUGACACUGACUGAAGAUUAUAAGACUAGAGAGGAUGUUACUACAACUGAAGCUUUCACUGAAAUAUCUGAAGAAUACUUCAACAUAACGUACACAAUCCCUACAAGAACCAUAGGAGUUAUAGACCAAUACACAUUUAUACUUAAACCCACCAAAAUGUCCAUAGUGCCACAAAGAACAACAGGAAAUCUGAAUAAUAUUAAAAGAAAUUUUGGAUCAAAAUCCAAGGUUAGACCAAAUAAAAAUGGCUUAGUGAAAAGUAAAAGUCAUACCAAUCUGGAUUACAAUAAGACCCCUGGAACAAUUCGUACACAGAAUCACUUUACCAAAAAGUUCGGUCUAACUAGAACAAGUUAUCAACAAGCUUUAACAAGAGAUAGACAUAAAUAUAAGAUUGGACUAACUCGCCCAGGUGAAGGUCAAGAGAUUGGUCCAACGAGGUCAACUAUUAAUGCAGAAUAUCACUAUCCAACAAGGACUAUUGACUCACAAGAAUACUACACUAAAACAUUUGGUCCAACAAGAUUGGAACCUAUACGUUGGACAAAAAAACUGUAUAAUGGUCCAACUAGGACACAUAUGCCAGAAGAAGAAAGUAUAUUGCACAAAAUAUUCAAAACAACUAGAACUUAUUAUCACGCUGACACUAAAAAGUUAAAUGAUUACCUUGGAUAUUAUACUAUCAUCCCCAGAAGAAAAUAUAAACACAAAACAGAUAAACACACAUUUCAUGAUAUUCCUAGCAAAAGAAGCAGUUCCUGGACAAAUAUGUUAGCAGAGCAUAAAACCAAUGAUGAUUCACAUGAUUACAGUCAACGUGAAGAGAAAACAGAACAACAGAAACCAAAUUCAGAUAAAGAAGAGGAUAGUGAUAGCGGAGAAAAAAACCCUAAUUUAGAUAAAUAUGAGAACAGUGAUACUGGAGUACAAAACCCUCAUUUAGUUAAAGAAGAGAAUAGUAACAUGGGAGAACAAAAUCCUAAUUUGGAUAAAGGAGAUAACAGCGAUGAUACAGAUACAGGUGAAACCCCUAAUUUGAAUAAAGAAGAACAAAAAUCCAUAUCACCGCCUAUAGAACAAGAAGAAUACAAAGCCACGGCAGUACAACCAGACGAAAGAGCAAAUAAAUUCAGGCUUACAAGAACAACAUACAAAUUCAAGAUCGUACCAACUAGGACCAGACAACAGCAUUUUAGAAUUAUGGAAGGAGGACAUCGGCCGUUGAACAAAAAUAUCCAGUUAAACCUAGAUUCUUCCGAAGAAAGGGCGUUUCUUUUUGACAAUCGAAACUCAAUAUUAGCUAACUCUGAUAAAAAUGAAAAGAAGUUAAAAGAAAUUCCUGUUUCGUUUGGUAAAACAAGAGUUAUGGACGAUUUGGAGAGCAUUGAAGAUGUUAAGUUUGAAUUUGAAAAUGUGACGGAAGCACCUGCUGAUUAUGAAAUAGGAAGAGUCACUCAGAUUGUCUCUGAGGCUACAGACGAGCCCGACAGUUACGAGUCUCUGAUGAAGAGAAUCAACGUGCUGACUCCAUACCCCGACGCCCCGGCUCUGCAAAGCACGAAGCUCGGGGGGUUUGAUGAUGAGGAAACGCCCCGAAAUUCCCCUAAACCAAAAUUUAAAAUUAAACUUAAACUGGACCAAACCAACAAAGAUAAAGCGAACGAAAAGGAGGAAAUACCUGAUGACGUAUUUCCGAAAUAUGAGGAGCUUCAGGCAGGACCUGACGAACCGCCACCUCAAACCGACCCGGCAGUACCCCAACCUACGGAACCCCAAACUACGGAAUCCGAUACUGAAACAACCGAAGAAUCCUCAACGGAGUCCAACGAAACCUCUACGGAACCCGUGCCAUCGGACCCCUGUGAAGUGGCUGAUAACUUCUUGAAAAAAGAUCUGCAGAAUAAAACUAUUCUUCCAGUUCCUUUUACGAGGACUGGGGUGGCUAUUGGGACCAAGUUGCUAACUUUCGCGCUUGUUGUGUUGGUGUUGAGGCAGGCCACUUGAUUUGCUACUGUUUAUUUGAAUACAAUAUGUUUUACUGGUAA